This is a messenger RNA of Magnolia sinica, 627 nucleotides long. Its product is annotated as protein MICRORCHIDIA 7-like. Bases 260 to 547 code for a protein of 95 amino acids. Gene Ontology annotation, molecular function: ATP hydrolysis activity. The transcript is spliced from 5 exons. The record is from RefSeq and is a predicted model, not a curated record. Gene Ontology annotation, cellular component: nucleus. Lineage: Eukaryota; Viridiplantae; Streptophyta; Magnoliopsida; Magnoliales; Magnoliaceae.
AAGACCUAGGGUUUCUAGCGAUGAAGAAGAAGGAGAAUCUUCUUCAAUCAAGAAGCCGAAAUCUGACGAUUUGAGAUUCAUUCUCCCGCUUGGAUUCCUAGAUCCGCUUCCCCCUUAAGAUCCCACCCCACUGCCGCUUCCUCAGGCGCCCCCACAGCUGAGAUCGAAGGUCGCGAUUCGAACCUGCAAGCAGUUCUGGAAAGCUGGGGACUACGAGGGCGAUACUGUCAAGGGUUUGGAACCCUCUGCCUCCGGGGGUAUGGAUCAUGAUGGGGUCCACCCCAAGAUUCUACAUUCAAAUGCAACUAGCCAUAAGUGGGCUCUUGGAGCUUUUGCAGAGCUAUUGGACAAUUCUUUGGAUGAGGUUUGCCAUGGAGCUACUUAUGUGAACAUUGAUGUGCUAGAAAUUAAGAAGGAUAAGAGCAGAAUCUUGCUGAUUGAUGAACCUGAGCAUUAUCGAGGGCCCAAGCUUAAAGUUGCUAUCAUUGGAGCUAGGUUGGCUGGCUGGCAUGUCUACUGCAGUGGAGCUUUUGGAUCAAGGCCAUGAGGUUUGGCUCAAAUUUUCUCUAGAAUGGUUCUUCUUCUUAGGUCGAUCUUAUGCAUAUCCUUUAUGAUUGUGUGCUACUG